This is a messenger RNA of Tachyglossus aculeatus (Australian echidna), 3676 nucleotides long. It is a transcript of the gene FYN, whose product is annotated as FYN proto-oncogene, Src family tyrosine kinase. Gene Ontology annotation, cellular component: extrinsic component of cytoplasmic side of plasma membrane. NCBI's taxonomy places the organism in Eukaryota, Metazoa, Chordata, Mammalia, Monotremata, Tachyglossidae. Bases 552 to 2165 code for a protein of 537 amino acids. Gene Ontology annotation, biological process: innate immune response; protein phosphorylation; T cell receptor signaling pathway. The record is from RefSeq and is a predicted model, not a curated record. The transcript has 16 exons. Gene Ontology annotation, molecular function: signaling receptor binding; non-membrane spanning protein tyrosine kinase activity; ATP binding.
AGGAGGAGGGAGGGGACGCCGCGGGCCCCGGCCGACACCGACAGGCCCGGCCGCGGGAGCCGGAGGGACACCGCCCCGCGACCCCCGACCUGCCGCGACUCGGGGGGAGCCGACCAGAACGGACCGGAGCGGAGCGGAGCCGGAGAGGGAGCGGGGCCGGAGCCGCCCGCCCCGGGCGCCCCCAGGAUCAUGUGAAAGCCUCCCGACCCCGGCCGUCUGCCCGCCCGCCCCGACCCAGUUCUCCGUUAGAAGCAGGAUGUUGAUCUAGAUGUGGAAAAAAACCGGUUUUACAGCUGCUUAGAAGAAAUGUGGUGUAUAUAAAAAUUUGUGAUACUUGGAGAAAAUUCUGUUCUCCAUCCAGCAGCUGUUUGGGAAUCCUGCUCUUCUGCAUUCUCUUCGCAUGUCCUACCCAGCAGAGCUGUGUUCAGGGGCGGGACUGCUAGGCAAGGAUUGAAAUCUAGCAGUAAGAGCAGCAGGAGAAAAAGGAGGAGAAGAAAAGAAAGAAGGGGAGAAAAAAAGGAAGAUACCUUCUCUUAUCAGGAAUUUAGAUAAUGGGCUGUGUGCAAUGUAAGGACAAAGAAGCAACCAAACUGACAGAGGAGAGGGAUGGCAGCUUAACUCAGAGUUCAGGAUAUCGCUAUGGGACAGACCCCACUCCCCAGCACUACCCCAGCUUUGGUGUGACUUCGAUUCCAAACUACAACAAUUUCCAUGCCACAGGAGGCCAAGGACUGACUGUGUUUGGGGGAGUGAAUUCCUCCUCCCAUACUGGGACCCUGCGAACAAGAGGGGGAACAGGAGUUACCCUUUUUGUGGCGCUUUAUGACUACGAAGCAAGAACAGAAGAUGACUUAAGUUUUCAUAAAGGAGAAAAAUUUCAAAUACUUAACAGCUCGGAAGGAGACUGGUGGGAGGCUCGUUCCCUGACAACAGGAGAUACUGGAUACAUCCCCAGUAACUAUGUGGCUCCGGUUGACUCUAUCCAGGCAGAGGAGUGGUAUUUUGGCAAACUUGGCCGGAAAGAUGCUGAGAGGCAGCUCUUAUCCUUUGGAAACCCCAGAGGUACCUUCCUUAUACGAGAGAGUGAAACCACCAAAGGUGCCUAUUCUCUUUCUAUCCGCGACUGGGAUGAUAUGAAAGGAGAUCAUGUCAAACAUUAUAAAAUUCGCAAACUUGACAAUGGCGGAUACUAUAUUACAACAAGGGCCCAAUUUGAAACUCUCCAACAGCUGGUUCAACAUUACUCAGAGAGAGCUGCAGGUCUCUGCUGCCGCUUAGUAGUCCCUUGUCAUAAAGGGAUGCCAAGGCUUACUGAUCUAUCUGUCAAAACCAAAGAUGUCUGGGAAAUUCCACGAGAAUCACUCCAGUUGAUCAAGAGACUGGGAAAUGGGCAGUUUGGGGAAGUAUGGAUGGGAACCUGGAAUGGGAACACUAAAGUGGCCAUUAAGACUCUUAAGCCUGGCACAAUGUCCCCAGAAUCAUUUCUAGAAGAAGCACAGAUCAUGAAGAAGCUAAAGCAUGAUAAAUUGGUCCAGCUUUAUGCUGUGGUGUCUGAAGAACCAAUCUACAUUGUCACGGAAUACAUGAAUAAAGGAAGUCUGCUAGAUUUCUUGAAAGAUGGAGAAGGAAGAGCUCUUAAACUCCCGAAUCUAGUGGACAUGGCAGCCCAGGUUGCUGCAGGGAUGGCUUACAUUGAGCGAAUGAAUUAUAUUCACAGAGACCUGCGAUCAGCUAACAUCCUUGUGGGGAAUGGACUGAUUUGCAAGAUUGCUGAUUUUGGAUUAGCACGAUUGAUUGAAGAUAAUGAAUACACAGCAAGACAAGGUGCAAAGUUCCCCAUCAAAUGGACAGCCCCAGAAGCCGCCCUCUAUGGAAGAUUCACCAUCAAGUCCGACGUGUGGUCCUUUGGCAUCUUACUUACCGAGCUGGUCACGAAAGGAAGAGUGCCGUACCCAGGCAUGAAUAACCGGGAAGUCUUGGAGCAAGUGGAACGUGGUUACAGGAUGCCAUGUCCUCAGGACUGCCCUAUCUCCUUGCAUGAGCUUAUGAUUCACUGCUGGAAAAAAGACCCCGAAGAGCGCCCCACUUUUGAGUAUUUGCAGGGUUUUCUGGAAGACUACUUUACUGCAACAGAACCCCAGUACCAGCCUGGUGAAAACCUGUAAAUUCCAGGUCUGCAGAGCUAGUCAUUAACCCGGGGGCUUCCGCUCCACCCCUCCCCUGCCCCAACCUGAGCCCCCCCCGCCCCCAAAACCACCCCCACCCUGUUAGCUUCCAAUAAAGUAACCAGCUGCACCUCAAGUGCAGUAUCUUCCGGGAUCAGAUUGCACGUGAGUCUGAAGUUCAAGAACUUCCACCACCCCUUGCCGACGACCGCACGUCCCGAAAUCCCGCCGUCCUCCGCAGAGAGGAGCCAACGAACUCGUUACUUCCGAUUCGAAGACUCUGGAAAAUGCAUCGCGUCCGUGUUCUGUAAACGGCAAACCUCUGGUCAGUGUAAAUAGUUACUCGGUGCCAAUAACUGAUCCUGUUGCUUUCCUUUUUUUAAAUGCAAAUCCUAUGUGAUUUUAACUCCAUCUUCACCCCGACUCAACUAAAAAAGUAUUAUUUUCCAAAAGUGGCCUCUUUGUCUAAAACAAUAAAUUUUUUUUCAUGUUUAACAAAAAAAAUCAGGACAGGUGUUUGCUUUUGUUUUUGUUUUUUUUGCUUUUUUAUAAAUAUAAAUAUAUAUAUAAUAUAUACAUACCUGUACAUACAGUACGUGGGCACUCUUGCAGAGAACUUGUUCCGAAUCAAUGCAGUACCCAGAGGGCGUUCAUUUUCCUGCGACAUAAAAACAUUGGGGUUAUUGGAAAAAACCAGUGGUCUAAUUUUUGGCUUUGGCUAAGCAUGAAUUGCUUAUAAAUUGGAUUGCACUUUUUUGUUUAUGAAUCUGUACCUGUAGAUGGUUGUAACUUUGCUCUUUUCAGGAACCAAGGCCUGGAUUUUUACAGACACAUUUCCAGUGUUUGACAAUGGCGUGUUACCCAAUCUGUCCUUCAAAUUAAAGUGAACAUAUUAAGCAAGAAAACUAAACAGUAUGACCAACCGAACUAGAAGAAGGCUACCACAAGUACUUCCUGUUCCAACACACACACACACACACACACACACACACACACACACACACACAACGAAUACCGAAACAUUUCAAUCCCUUUUAUUUAAUAAACUCCGUAACCUCAAUUAAUGGCCUAAAACCCAUAGCGUUUUAGUCACGACAACCUGCUCCACUGCUUAUCCUAUAACUAGGACCUUCUGACUUUUGUGCAACUUUGCCCAUUGUAAAAUGAGUGUUUUAAAUGUCCUGUACCGCUAAUGAAGUUACUUUCUAUAUGUCUGAGAGUUCUCCAGUGGAAUUACUAUGCACUGCUUUACAUUUCACGGGGAUGCGCAGAACAAAGUAUUAUGUUUUCAGUUGUCUGUUUGUACCGACCUUGAAUUACUUAUGUUUAACCGAAACAAAACAAAAUGACAAAAAAAACCCUCCCCUUUCUAUUUCUAUUAAGUUUUUAAUACUGAGUUGCAGAUUUAAAAACCUUAAUCACUUUUCUGUUAUGGUUUCUUUGCAAGUUUACAUUUUAAAACUGUUUAACUUUCUUAAUUUAGUUAUUAAAAAAAGAACAUUUUACAUUUG